Messenger RNA from Arxiozyma heterogenica, 348 nucleotides. RefSeq lists its product as uncharacterized. NCBI's taxonomy places the organism in Eukaryota, Fungi, Ascomycota, Saccharomycetes, Saccharomycetales, Saccharomycetaceae. The record is from RefSeq and is a predicted model, not a curated record. The transcript has a single exon. The coding region runs from base 1 to 348 and encodes 115 amino acids.
AUGUCCAAACAGUUCAAUUAUACUACAUCUGAAAGAAGAUCAUCUGUUGUAUAUUCUACUAGUGUUGGAAAAGGUGGAUUGUAUACUCCUGCUGACUAUAUCCCAGAAAGAGAGGAGGAAACAGUCUUUCGUGAAUUACAGGAGGAGGAAGAAGAUGUACAAGGUGAAAGGGAUUUAGAAGCAAACCCAUCAUUUAACACCUCCACUCUAGAUGAAUUAUCUCAACUGCGAAAUAAUGCUCCUAACGACAAUAAUAAGAAAAAUAACUAUGGAAGUGUAAAACCCAGCGCUACAAUAAAAAAAAUUUAUAUCAUAAAGGUCUUCUUGAUGAACAACGUGAUUUGUUAA